CUUGGCUGAUACGAUGUAAAGCCAAAGAGUUUUUAUUAAGAGAUGACAAACCUACUUUUAAUGCCGAGUGAUGGUGCGGACCUGGUCAGUUGGCUGUCUAUUUCUCGCCUAUUUUCCAUCAACUCUUUCUGUAUCUGUCAUUCAAAUUAAGGUUGGUCUGACUUAGAGAGCUUCGAUAGAUUCCAUCGAAAAUAAAUUGUGCGACUGUUAUAAACUGACUUUAAUUCUGUUUGGACAAGCAGAUUUAUAAAUGGAUCGAAAAAUUUAGUGGAUUUUUUCUCUGUUCAAAGGUAAAGGUAGAGCCACGUAUUCAGAUCUCGCGACUUUUCACUAAGUUGAAUUCCAGAAGAGGAUAUUCCUAUGCACGGAUUUCGCAUCACCAGACAAUAGAGAUGUGGCGAAUUUGUAGUGCUGUAACAAGUGCAAUUGUUGCUGCAUAUUCAUUUGCUACCAAAAAGUCUCUGGACGAGUGGUGUGACAGCAAAAGUUAAAAAAUUAUUCCAAGGGGAAACAUACUCUCACAAACUCCGUGAAAAAGCAAAUGUUCCUGGCUUUGUUUCUGCACGCUCCAGCGCUUUGCUUUUUCUUGCGGUUUGUCUACAUCACAUGACAUGAAAAUUAUGGACUGCACAGUUUCCUUAGGAAGUUUUGUCUAGGCAAACAGAUUAUUUGCAUAUAGAGGAUUAUUGAGAAGUGCAGCGUGGUGUAGUGAUUGAGAAGAUGAGUGAAGGAAGGUUUUUGAGUGUUUUUAGGGAGUCUCCUUUCCGUCAUCUGUUGGUGGCAACGUUUUUGUACUGGACAGCCAUAUUCAUGGCGGUCCCUCCUAUUACAGACAUUACAAUGGCUGCUCUGUGCCCUGGCCUCGACCAGUGCAGUCAGGCUAUUUUCAUCACUGGACUACAACAAACAAUUUCUGGAAUUGGGACAGUGCUGGUUACACCCAUCAUUGGAGAUCUUUCGGAUGAAUAUGGGCGGAAACCUCUGCUUAUGAUUCCGAUGACUGCUGCAGUCAUUCCUUUGGGUGUGUUGGCAUACAGCAGGUCAAAGCCAUUUGUAUAUGCAUAUUUUGUGUUGAAAACAGCUGCUGCAAUUGUUAGUGAAGGCGGCCUGCAUUGCCUUUCUCUAGCAUUUGUGGCAGACAACAUUCCAGAACACUCCCGUCCCUCUGCAUUUGGAGUAUUAACAGGAGUUGUCUCAUCUGCAUUUGUUGCUGGGCUAGUUACUGCACGUUUUCUUCCCGAAUACUUAAUUUUCCAGGUGGCAACUAUUCUAGCAGCAUCUGCUGCCAUAUAUUUGAGAGUUUUUCUAGUUGAACCAAAUCUAAGGUCAACUAGUCUGCCUGGAAGUAAGCCGGUUUGUCCUACAAAAUCAACAAGUUUCUGGUCCCGACCAAGGCUUAUUCGUAGUACAUCAUCCAUACAAGACACUGCAAAAUUGUUCAAAAGAAGCUUGAUUUUGGCACAAGUCUCAGUUAUAACAUUCUUCAGCAACCUUGGUGAGGCUGGGUUACAGGGUUCCUUGCUGUACUAUUUGAAAGCAAAGUUUUCCUUUGACAAGGAUCAAUUUGCAGAUCUAAUGUUGAUUGCUGCAGUUGCAGGCGCAGUAUCACAGUUGUUUCUAAUGCCCUUCUUGACACGUUAUGUUGGAGAGAAGAAGCUCCUUUGUGUGGGGUUGCUUGCCAGCUUCCUACAUACUUUGUUGUAUGGCAUUGCGUGGUCCCCUCUGGUUCCAUAUAUUGCAGCUUUUGCUGGAGUUCUAUUUGUUUUCGUCUUUCCAUGUAUUGGAAGCAUUGUCUCCAAAGAAGCUGGAGUCCAUGAACAGGGGAAAGUGCAAGGUUGCAUUUCUGGUAUACGCUCUUUCGCAACAAUCAUUUCUCCACUUGUAUUAAGUCCUUUAACAGCACUAUUCUUGUCGGAGAAAGCACCAUUUAAGUGUCAAGGAUUUAGUCUCAUAUGUGCUGCAUUUGCAAUGAUGAUAGCAUUUGGACAGGCUUGCGUUAUGAAGCCUUCUCCUGCAAUAGCAAAUGUAGAAGGUAGUGACUAUAUUCAAGUAUUGAGCCUUGAAGAGGAGCAAGCGACAUUGAAUACAGCUUUUUUGCCUUCUAGCAACCAAAUUACCUGAGCAAAUGAAGUGGUUGUAGAAAACCAUCUAACUGUAUCUAUGCAUACGCCAUGUCAUUAUCAUUAUAUAUUAUAUAUUUUGUCCUACUAAUGUAAAGAAAUGCAGGUGGACAAUUUUUGUCUUAUACUUUUUCCCCUCCAAUUUUUUUUUAAGUCAUAUAAAAAAUAUAUGUACAUUAAAAAUUUGGGUAUUAUACAAAUUUUAUUUUAUAACACGAAUAUUCCUUGUACCUCACAAGCAUUCAGGAUUAAGACAUGCUUGAUAUGGAGAGUUCUCCACUUCCAUUCAAUAUACAACUCUAGUAAUGGAGUAUUAAAGGAAGUUUCCUAUUUAUUGCA
Messenger RNA from Cryptomeria japonica (Japanese cedar), 2459 nucleotides. RefSeq lists its product as uncharacterized. Bases 721 to 2121 code for a protein of 466 amino acids. The record is from RefSeq and is a predicted model, not a curated record. The transcript is spliced from 14 exons. Gene Ontology annotation, molecular function: transmembrane transporter activity. NCBI's taxonomy places the organism in Eukaryota, Viridiplantae, Streptophyta, Pinopsida, Cupressales, Cupressaceae. Gene Ontology annotation, biological process: transmembrane transport.